AUUUUUCGGUUGUUUUCCUUAAACAGUUAUGGUUUUUUCCAGUUUGUAAACAAUCAUGUAACUAACUUCUAAUAAUAAUGCAAACAUUAAGAUUUUCAGGUUUACAGCAUGUUCAUUUGAAUACAAGCAGAAAACUGGCAACAAUGCUAUGAAAUAAUAAGUACGGUUAGAAGGCAGUGAUGUCUAGAGUGGAAGAUAGCACAGGGACCGAGCUUCUGCAUGUACGCAGUCGCUGGGACUACGUGAGAAAAAAGCUUAAAAGAAGAGGCGUGGUUGAAGUGAACAAAGCCCAUCCGCACCAUGAUAUGCUAUGUGCCAUACAAGGAUCUAUUAGGAAACUGCUAACAGAACAUCCUGAGGCUAAAGCUAAGGAUGAACUUCUGUCAGAAGAUUUUAAUCAAAAGAUCAAGUUUAGUGUUACAACAGACACAGGAAAGACUUACCAUUUUGCGAGCUAUGCAAGUCCAGUGUUUGCUUGUGUCCGAUCUGCAGUCAGCAUUAAAGAAGAUGACUUUCUAGAGAGUUUAUCGCCAAAAGAUCUUCCUUAUCUAGAAUUCAUUAGCAAUUCGCGUAGUGGUCAAGACUUCUACUUUAGUAACAAUCAGCGUUUCAUUCUGAAGACAGAUGAGCAGAAAUGUGUUCAUUAUUUCCUAACCAUUUUAAGAGAUUAUUUAGAUCAUUUUCACAACUACCCACACUCACUGUUGGUGAAAUUUCUUGGCUUGUAUUCUAUAAAGAAGCCUCGAUCUAGAAAAAAGUACUUCCUGGUGAUGCAGAGUAUUUUCUAUCCAACAGUGAGACUUGAAGAGAGGUUUGAUAUCAAAGGAUGCCUGGCUAAUAGAUAUCAAAAUGUUUGGCUGUGUUGCUUUGGUACCCUGACCAAGCGGUCUGAAAGUCCACACCCAUCUGGAAAGAAGACAAUCCUUGUUCUGAAAGACCAGAAUUUUAUGGGAGAGGCUUUAAGUCUAGGUAACCAGCGGGACUGGUUCCUAACACAACUGCGGGCAGAUGUGGACUUCUUGUUGACUAUCAAUGUACAAGAUUACAGUUUGUUGCUAGGACGACAUCCACUUCAUGUGAGCGAGAAAAAAGAGUCAGUUGGCAACCUUGUCUUAAGAAUGAAAAAAUCAUUUGGACACGAGAAAAGUACUCAGCCUUUGAUAGAAGACAAUGAAGAAACUGGUGCUACACAAAAUCAACAACCUGAUGGUGAUACUGCACCUCAUGUGCACGCUGAUGGUACCCCUUUACAUCAGAAUCAAACAGAGACUGUUGAAAUGCAAUCAAUUACUGUAAACCAAGACACUGCAUCUCCAACAGAGUCACCACUAAAACAGCCAAGCAUCAAAUCGCCAAAAAAGUCACCUGUUAAGAAUAACGCUGUAUCACCUGCUCAGAAAAGGAAUGUAAGUUUUCUCCGAUCACUGUCUGAUAAAGAUUAUCUGGACUCAACAGGACUGCUAUUUCAUAAUCGGAGGCUGUUGGUAAACAGUGAAAACAGUUUGCAUAUAGUUGAUGGCACAGAUUUACGAUAUUACAUUGGAGUUAUAGAUUUCUUUACGCAGUUUGGAUGUCGACAGAGAAUUGCAAAGUUUUUUAAGGACAUUAAAACAUGCUGCGGUAACCAUUCUACCGAGCCACCACAGGUUUACGCAGAGAGAUUUUAUCAAUUUAUUAGCGAAAGAGUUGUUUGAUAAAAUUUUGUGAAUAUUGUCAGAAAUAACUUGAAAG
Messenger RNA from Mercenaria mercenaria, 1731 nucleotides. Its product is annotated as phosphatidylinositol 4-phosphate 5-kinase-like protein 1. Gene Ontology annotation, biological process: phosphatidylinositol metabolic process. The record is from RefSeq and is a predicted model, not a curated record. The coding region runs from base 180 to 1694 and encodes 504 amino acids. NCBI's taxonomy places the organism in Eukaryota, Metazoa, Mollusca, Bivalvia, Venerida, Veneridae. The transcript has 12 exons. Gene Ontology annotation, molecular function: phosphatidylinositol kinase activity.